GUCUCGGAUUUCCUUUCUAUUUACGUUUGCUAAGAAACAAAAAGUCGCAAAACGUAAAAAGCCGAACUUGUCUGACCCUUUGCGUGUAGUGGGUUUCGCAUCGUGAAAUCCUGUUAGAUAGAUGAGAUCUGUUGAAAGCAUAGAAGAAAAUCCUUUUGCGUUCGUAACUUAGGGUUCAUUUUCGAGGGAUCGUCGGAUUGUUGUGCGUAGUGGGAAACUCCUAUAUUAGGCGUUAAUACCUAUAGGGCGGUUUGUGUGGAGAGAUCAGACACUGGACUGACGUCAGAUCCGUUUCCCUAGCAACCAUCUUGAACUCCCGCCUCUCUUUUGCUCUCCCCCUCUACGGGGAUUCGGGAGCGUGGUGCACGGCACAAGCCAUUGGAGCGAGCAUUUCAGUGAGUGAUUGCCCUGCCAACGGUCAACACGCGUGCCAUAUCACUGGCGUGAUAAAAGAAGGUAGGGGAGUAAACACUUCAAGGGAAAAAAAAAUAGGAAACAACAAACGGGGGGAUUUCUUCUUUGCUCCCUUUCCGUCGAGUGGUGAUGCAUCGUGUUUUGUUGCCAUUUUGGAACCCAGGAAUGAAGAGCCUGAUCCUUGUGUAACAGCAGUUAAAAAGUCUGGCGGGAGCAUUGCGAACUGGCCAAAAAUAGUCGAAAUUGAAAUAGAGAGAACAGUGUUGUUUUUUUUGUACUAGUAUACACGGUCGAGUGCUGCAAGUUCUCGGCGCGUUCUAGUCAUCUUUCCUCGGUUUCCUCACUAUCGAUUAGAAGUGCGCACCCCCCCCCCCCCCGCCUCCUACACAUUUGGCUGUGUCUGCCUCUUUGCCGUUCAUCCAAAGAAAGAGAACAAACACUACCACGACUCACCAUCCAAAAAGGUUUUAGCAGCUAUCAAGUUCUCGUCUUAAUACCAAUCCACUGUGUACACUUGUUUGUUGAUUCUGCCCGACAAUCACGUGUCAACAAAGAGAACAUCGUCAAAAAUGCCAUUCGGACCGUCUAACCGUCACUGCACUCUUGGUCAAAACAAGCCGGUCUAUCCAACAUGGACCAGGAAUUAUAUUGUAAAUACUCGCGGAUGUGGAACAUGGCCAGGCAAUAUCGAGGCCGCUCCGAGCCGUUACGAACAGUUUGUGACUGCCAUGACCGAUGACGAACGUUUCCAGCGGGAUGUCACGCUGGGCAAACGAAUUGGUUUGUACAAAUUUCGCGGCGAGCUCGGCACUGGCAAUUUCUCCCGUGUUAAGUUAGCCUUCCACCAGUUGGCUCAUGAGCGAGUAGCAAUAAAGAUUAUUGAAAAGACUGGCAUGGACCAAAAAGCCUUAAUGAUGUUGACGAGGGAGAUUAACAAUAUGGAUACAGUGCGACAUCCGGCCAUAGUCAGGUUAUUUGAAGUGUUGGAGACGAUAUCCAAAGUUUAUUUAGUUAUGGAAGUGGCGCCGGUGGGUGAAAUGUACACACACGUAAGCGUCACUGGCCGAUACGACGAGACGUUAGCCAAGAACUUGUACAGCCAGCUUAUUUCAGCAGUCGAGUUUAUGCAUGAAAACGACCUGUACCAUCGUGACAUCAAGGCGGAAAAUGUAUUCUUAUCCUCCUCCGAUCGUGUCCGGCUUGGUGAUUUCGGAUUCUCCACAAGAAUUGUCAACACUGUCGAACACCAAAGUCAUCUUCUGACAACAUUUUGCGGAUCCCCGCCCUACGCCGCACCCGAACUCUUUUAUGACGACGCAUAUUCCGGUGCUGCUGUCGACAUUUGGGCUCUCGGCGUUCUCCUUUACUUCAUGGUGACGGCCACGAUGCCUUUUCAGGGCCAGACAGUGAAUGGACUAAAAAACGCUAUUUUAGAAAACAACUACUUCUUACCUGAGUAUUUGAGUACGUCAUGCAUGGAACUUAUUCGUGCCAUUUUGCAUCGUGAUCCAGCUGAAAGGAUAACCAUGGCUGGCAUCCGUAGCAGUGAAUGGCUUUACGGCCAGGUCAAACUCACGCCAUUGCCGAAUGUUCAAUUUGUUCCAUCCGAACGAGGGCAAGAGAGAAGUCAAAUGGAAAUAAAAGUAUUUGCACGAUUAGAAGAGCUCGGAAUUACAGAGUCCAUGGUUUUAGAGCACCGUGACAAAGGUGGUCGAAGUGAUAUUGUUGGUACUUACCGAAUACUGAUGUAUCGUGCCAGUUGUGACGAAGCAAAUGAUACCGGCAGUGAAAAACAAGAAGAAAUUCAGGAAAAUCUUUUGGUUCCUCCUACUGUUUCCAUAGCUGGAUCGUUAUCCAAAUCAAUAAAAUCUGCACUGUCUGUGAAAUCUUCACGGUCUGACAAAUCUGCUAAAAGUUCACCGAAACCUGGUCGAACUUCGUCCACUCAACCAACUACGUUAACAACUCCGUCCUCAGCUAAUGCAACAGAUCAGCAGCAAACGCCGGCUUCACCUGGCAAACGGAAAUUUAAACAUAAACUAAAUUUGUCUCUUUUGUCUAACAAAAACAAAAAUUGUUCCCCAAACGAGAAGAAAAUUGCGAAAAAGAAAAAAGGAUCGCAGGCAUGUAUCAUUUUGUAAAUUUUAAUGUUUUACGACUUGUAAUUUUUUAAGUUUUAUGGUCAUAAGAAUUUUUUUUCUUGAGUUGACAUUGCGAUUGAAAAGAGAUGGUGAAAAUCCAAAUCAAAGAAAAUAGGCUUUCUUAUUCUUUUUGUUGUUGUUAAUUGGAAAUGAAAAGAUAAUUUAUACUCGCUAUAUUUAUACAUUUAAAUAUAUACUAUAUCAACAUUAUGUUAAAACGAACCGUU
Molecule: messenger RNA, 2782 nt
Organism: Daphnia carinata
Lineage: Eukaryota; Metazoa; Arthropoda; Branchiopoda; Diplostraca; Daphniidae
Product: serine/threonine-protein kinase NIM1-like
Exons: 9
Coding region: 984-2555 (523 amino acids)
Biological process (GO): protein phosphorylation; intracellular signal transduction; microtubule cytoskeleton organization
Cellular component (GO): cytoplasm
Molecular function (GO): protein serine/threonine kinase activity; tau-protein kinase activity; ATP binding
Source: RefSeq, a predicted model, not a curated record